GUUCUGACUGACCAAUCACAGCGCUCGUUUUCGGUGGUUCAUUUAGCCUCAAUUUGGAAGUAGAUCCUGUGUUGGCGAACCACAACAGCCGAGGCAGUCAAAGAACUGGAAGGAAGGGGACGGAUGAGAAACCGCGCUUGGGGUUCCUGCUGUAGGGUUCAUCUCCGCCACUGCAAUAAAAAUAGAUCACGUCGGCACAUCAGAAGCGGACAACACAGAUGGACCAGCAGGCCCAGCCUUACAUGCUUGCCAGUCUGACACGGCCGCAUUCGGAGCAGCUGCUGCAGGGCCUCCAGCUGCUCCGGCAGGAUCAUGAGCUGUGCGACAUCGUGCUGCGUGUGGGCGAUGCCAAAAUCCACGCCCACAAAGUGGUCCUGGCCAGCAUCAGCCCGUACUUCAAAGCCAUGUUCACGGGCAACCUGUCGGAGAAGGAGAAUUCGGAGGUGGAGUUCCAGUGCAUCGAUGAGGCUGCCUUGCAGGCUAUCGUGGAAUAUGCCUACACCGGCACAGUUUUCAUCUCCCAGGACACAGUAGAGUCGCUGCUGCCGGCUGCCAACCUGCUGCAGGUCAAGCUGGUGCUGAAGGAGUGCUGCGCUUUCCUUGAGAGCCAGCUGGACGCCGGCAACUGCAUCGGAAUCUCUCGCUUCGCCGAGACGUAUGGCUGCCACGACCUUUGCCUGGCCGCCACUAAGUUCAUCUGCCAGAACUUCGAGGAGGUGUGCCAGACCGAGGAGUUCUUCGAGCUCACGCGAGCCGAGCUGGACGAGAUCGUCUCCAACGACUGCCUGAAGGUGGUGACCGAGGAGACGGUCUUCUACGCCCUGGAGUCCUGGAUCAAGUACGACGUGACCGAGCGGCAGCAGCACCUGGCCCAGCUCCUGCACUGCGUGCGUCUGCCGCUGCUCAGCGUCAAGUUCCUCACCCGCCUCUAUGAGGCCAACCACCUGAUCCGGGACGACCACGCCUGCAAGCACCUUCUCAAUGAGGCCCUCAAGUACCACUUCAUGCCUGAGCACCGGCUCUCUUACCAAACGGUGCUGUCCACCCGGCCCCGCUGCGCCCCCAAGGUGCUCCUCGCUGUCGGGGGCAAGGCCGGGCUCUUCGCUACCCUGGAAAGUAUGGAGAUGUAUUUCCCUCAGACGGACUCGUGGAUCGGCCUGGCGCCCCUGAGCGUGCCCCGCUACGAGUUUGGCGUGGCCGUGCUAGACCAGAAGGUGUACGUGGUGGGCGGCAUCGCCACGCACAUGCGCCAGGGCAUCAGCUACCGCCGGCACGAGAGCACGGUGGAGAGCUGGGACCCAGACAGCAACACCUGGUCCACGGUGGAGCGCAUGGCUGAGUGCCGCAGCACGCUGGGCGUGGUGGUACUGGCGGCCGAGCUCUACGCCCUGGGCGGCUACGACGGCCAGUACUACCUGCAGUCGGUGGAGAAGUACGUGCCCAAGGUGAAGGAGUGGCAGCCGGUGGCGCCCAUGACCAAGUCCCGCAGCUGUUUCGCCACCGCCGUCCUGGACGGCAUGAUCUACGCCAUCGGGGGCUACGGCCCCGCCCAUAUGAACAGUGUAGAGAGGUACGAUCCCAGCAAAGACUCUUGGGAGAUGGUGGCUCCAAUGGCGGACAAGAGGAUAAACUUUGGGGUUGGGGUCAUGUUGGGGUUCAUAUUUGUGGUUGGUGGACAUAACGGGGUCUCGCACCUGUCCAGUAUUGAGAGGUAUGACCCGCACCAGAAUCAAUGGACGGCGUGUCGGCCUAUGAAUGAACCCCGGACAGGGGUGGGUUCUGCCAUUGUGGACAACUACCUCUAUGUGGUUGGAGGUCACUCGGGGUCAUCCUACCUUAAUACCGUGCAGAGGUACGACCCCAUCACGGACAGCUGGUUGGACUCCAGCGGCAUGAAGUACUGCCGCUGUAACUUUGGCCUGACCGCCCUUUGACCACCGGCGAUGUGGCUGAGAACUUCAUAAGGGAAGGCAGGGACUUUCAUUUCCUUUUUAUUGUUUUCCCUUUACGCUCCGUGGGGCCGAAGAGGGAAGUGGGCUGGCGUGGAAACGGAAGAGGAAUGCAUCUCACGUAAAAGGGCCCGAAACGGGGACCGUGGAGAUGGCUGGCGAGAUUGUGUUGAAAGGGGCCGAGGGGUGCAAAAGAGGCAGUGUCCUCACCGCUGCUGGAUUCGGAGAAAGGUUUUGAUUGGCUGAGCCAUUUGAUAGAGGAUUGUGGGUAGAGCUCUGUCUCUUGUAUAUCAUAUAUAGGUGUGCGUGUACGUAUGUACAGUAUAUGAGCAUACACAUGUACACACAUACAGUCUUUAGCAUUAUUGUUUGGGUUGGAACGGGGGCAGUGCCCUGCCAGGAUGCCAAGUGAAGCGCACAGCUGAUGGGAAAUCAGCUCUGAGGGGGUCUGCCUGCCCACAGAAUUAUUUUUGUGUCACAAUGACAUUUUUGUUUGUUUAUUUGUUUUUCUAUUAAUCAUACUCCAAUUUGUAUUCUUUUUUAAGGUUUCCCUGCCGUGAGCAGAAUUGUGUUCCUGGCUUUUUAGUUAAUCCUGUGUGUGUGGUUGUGUGUGACGCGUGUGUGUGACGCGUGUGUGUGACGCGUGUGUGUGACGCGUGUGUGUGACGCGUGCGCGUGUGUGUGUGUGUGUGUGUGUGUGUGUGUGUGUGUGUGUGUGUGUGUGUGUGUGUGUGUGUGUGUGUGUGUGUGUGUGUGUGUGUGUGUGUGUGUGUGAGUGAGUGAGAGAGAGUGACAUGCUCAGGCAAGGUCAGUGGGAUACACUGAAUAGGCGACAUCUGCAUCAGUGAACCAGUGCUUCACAAAAUAUCUUUAUAUUCACUUAAAAAGGGCUGCCUUUUUCUCUCUUGUAAAUAGAAUCGAAAUAUAUAGAAAUAUAUCCUCUAGUGCAUUGCCUGUAAAUGUUUUCUGCACUGGGUCAUGCAAGGGGACGUGUGUGUGUGUGUGUGUGUGUGUGUGUGUGUGUGUGUGUGUGUGUGUGUGUGUGCGUGUGCGCGCCUCAGUCCAUCUUUAUUAACUACUGUAGAUUUGGAGAGACCGAAAAAGUAAGUCCAAUGGCCUCUCCACAGAGUGCCAAGCCACCAGGGCCCACACAGGCCAAGCAAUUUCAAAUGGCUCCCCCCACCCCAGGUGGCCGGUGACCACUGCAUGAGCAGUGGCCUCGAUCAGUUGCAUUGUAAGAAGCUUCUAUUCAGUUUCCCACUGGUAGGCCACCACACCCAACCCCCACCCCCCCAAGUUUGCUGUAGUUUCACAGGUCUUGAAUAGUGAUAAUGAUGUUCUUGCCACAGAGUCGCUGUGGAAGGGGGUUUUGUAUGUAAUACUCUUAUCUGGUGCUAUCUUAGGAUUCAGGAUUAAGCUGUCAAUGAUGUCUUUAUGGCGUGUGAUGCCGCACUCUGCAUGAUUAACUUUUUGUUCGUCUUGGGUCUUUUUCCUGUUUUCUUUGUUUAUGUGUGUGCGUGUGAGUGUGUGACUGUGUGUUUGUAUCUGUGUAUUUCAGAAGCUCCAAGUUGACAAGCUGACCCCAUGCAAUAAAGCACUAUACUUAGCAGCAAGGCAGCCUAACUGAUUGACACCCAGAAAGCUGCAGAAUUUCAUGAGUUCCACUGAGUACCUUGACCUCCACGGUCAUUUUGAGCAGCGGGGUUCAUUGUUGGACCAGAUUUAGUACAGGCGCAGACCGGAAGGCUGCCCAAUCUGUUCUGUCAGGAGCACAUUCUUCCACUGUGCAGUCGGCCACUGGAUACUAGUGGACAUGCUCGUGUGGACUUCUCUUAAGUUUCUUCCUGGUCGCUCACUACAUACAUCACUCAUCAGACCAGUGUAGACUAGUUCUGCACCCUGCUUUGAAAGACCAGACCCUGUUCUCAUGAGUCUGACUUGGCUUCAGCACGUGAGUCUGUGUGCCCCCCCUCCCCAGCUUUGCCACGUUGUUGCCGAGGCAUUCGCCAAUCGCAGAGGGAUGCCCAGGGCUGGGGGGAACCGCCGGCAUGCGCACGCACACCUCUGCGAGAAGUGCCAAAUAUGUCCCACUUUCGCAAGUCAAGUGCUACUUCUCCCACCCUUCGCUUCUGUCACGAGGGUGAUGCUCCGGUUGCUUCAUCAGAGCCACAAAUAGGUUCCCUUCUUUGCCAGAGGCCUCCCGAAACUAUUAUUUAGUAUACGUUUAUGGUAAAAGGCUCUGUAGAAAGCUGAGGUGGGUCUCAUUGCAGGGUGAAGGCAGCAGUAAGAUCUCUGUGUGGUCUUCAGGAACGUACAGGGGUGGCCACCCGGGAGUGAGAGCCACAGUCUGCUAGUUUCCCUUGUUUCUGAGAAAGUGACAGCAGACCCUAUGACUCGAAGACCCUUGAACUACAGUUAGGAAGGCACAGGAAGUCCUAGUUGUGUUCCAUAAAAUAUUAUGGGGGAGAGGCACACCUGUUUGCAUAAAACACUAGUGGGGUACAGUGACAAAUUUCCCCACAAAUUGUGAGCGGGGCUGUCACAGCACCAGCAACAAUGGGGAACUGCUGGGCAUCAUCUUGGAUCUUAUUGGGGGUGGGUGCAUUACAGACUGCAAAGGGCCACAUCAAACAUUUAGAAAGUGUGUCUGCUUUGUACAUAGAUGUCUGCACGUCUGGAAUCGUAUCACAGCUCAACAUUGCACUUACCAUUCAAAUGAAUACUAUGUGUAUUCUGUACAUACUUUUGAAUUGGGGUCAAUAGCAUUUAGACAAUGCAAUAAGCCUUUACAUGUAGAUGAACUAGUUUGAGGUUUGACUUGAUUUCUCUCUAAGCCAAGGUGUUUCUGUCAGUCCUAUGACAAAUUUGCGUGUGGCAUGUCUGUGUGUAUGUUCAUAUAAUGUAUUUGUAGGAUAAUCUAUUGAAUGAGAGCUUUUUUUGGAUAUGAAUAUCAUCUCAUCUGUAUAAAAGUAAUUGGAGUUUGCCUUUAGAAAAAACAGCGCUGUCUCUUUUUAAAGCAGUGGAAGGGAGCAGUUGGAAACUUGGGCCCUGUCAAUGUAUAUACUUUUAUCAUGCAGAUAGACCAAAGUUAUCUAAUCUGUUUAGUGCAGUCACCCUCAUUUGGCACACCUGUAUAUUUCUCCUGGACGUGCUUCCUAAUGGCAUCAAGUGCAUAGCAAUCCACUAAUUAAAUCUAGUUGAGUGACAGUGAGGGUUGGACGCAGAAUGGUGUAUAACAAUUGGGUUGAUGUGUAUGUCCAUUUCACAGGGGUGUGCUUUGCUGUCAAUCCUGAGACUAGGUCCUUAAAGAACUCCUGAACUGAGCAUAGCCAUGUUUGUCUUUGUUUUUGAAAAAGCGUCACUCUUCCACACAACCACAACAGCAAGGUCUGACUCCAGUUAAUGUCUCAUGACUGCAAAACCACCACUUUUCUGAAUCUGGGGUGGGCCAAAGUUAUGCCUUUGGACUGGGAAAGGCACUCUUUAUUCAUUCAAUUUACACUAUUUUUACAUCCGUUACCUAAUCCUUUCUUCCCGUUGUGUAUGUUAAGCCAGUACCAGAGUAAUGUAAUGGUAGGAUGCAGUAAACUACAGCAACUGCUGCUGACAAAGCAGUUUAUCUGGCCUACUGUCACUGUUAAGACUAGUGCUUCAGAAAGUCUUAUUUUCCUUGCAUUUCCCCUCUACCUACAAGCAAUGGUGGUAUCAUAACAACUGUCUAACAUAUUCAAAAAUAAAUCAUAGUUGCUGUGCAAUAACUUUUAGAUUAAAAGUUUAAAAUGUGGAGGGAUGAAAUCCAGAGCUAUUGUAUGUACACUGUUCUUGUAGCUGAAUUGUGUAAGCUCAGUCUUUAAGCUCAGCUCUGGUUUUCAAUAUACUCUCUUGUUUAAGUCUUGAAAGAGUUUUUGAGAAUUAACCAUCUCACUUGUUAUCCAAGGAGCCAAUUUUCUAGCUGAUGCUAGCUUUAAGAAACUAAAAGCAUGCUUGACCAGUCUGGAUAUUUGUAUUGGCCAGACCCAAAUCUGACAACAGGGUUUUUUGGGGGGGAAAUGUUACGUAGAGGCCAUUAGUCUAGUAAUAGUUUGAUUGUGAAAAUAACUACGGCCCUCAAGUUAACUUGGUAGACAUGACUAUUUGUAUAGAAAUUGCCUGCAUUUUAUUUCCCCAUUGUCCCUGAUCAAGUAUGGCUUUGGACUUGUGUUCAGAAAGAAGCAAAAAUAUGUAAUGAAAGCAAGUCUGUGUACCUGUGGAAAAUGUAGAAAUGGUAAACUCACAAGCUUUGUGAACCGUCACUUUUUUUCUAAUGCCGACUCAUUCAAAGCCCUUGUACUAACAACCAGACAUGGCCAAAAGAAACCUCAUGUAGUAGUGGCCAUUCAAAUCCGCAAUUUACACUUUUUCUCAUUCCUUAAAAUUCUGAGUUACUGAACUUGUAGGAAUAUUGAUAAUGCCAGUUACUGGAAAAAAAGUGUGUUUUUCCCUGCUUUUGAGGAGGAUAUUUAUAUUUAUGGCCAUAUGUGGAAUCAGAAAAAAAAAAAACGUGAACUGCAAAAAUGAUAGACUGUGUGCUACUCUGUAACACCAUGUACAGAUGUAUUGUAUAUAUUAUUUUGUUAUAUAAUGUCAUCCCUGUUUUGCCAUCGUUUUCACCGAAGUGCUCAUUUUUACUGAAGAAUAGAAACGGAAGAAAAAUAUCAGGUCUGGGAAGGACUGUUUACAUUACGUUUGUAACACUGUUCUAAUGUUUGGGGGAAAAUAACCUUUGAAACUGAUGUCACAGUUGGCCAAAUGACCACCCACCUCAUCUUGCAAUUCCCGUAGGUGUGCCCGAAUUGCAAGUGAGGUGAUGAUCCUGAAUUUUAUACCUGGUGGAUUAUUCCUGGAAGUAACAGAUAGCUUAUAUGUAGAAGCCGUACACCCCCCCCCCCCCCCAAUGUUUUAUCAAGCUUUGACUGAACAUGCACCCUAGCCAGUUUUUAUUUAUGUGUGGUUCGAUUGUACCCAGUUCAAAAAACUAAAUAAAUGCCUGCCUUAAAAA
Conger conger (European conger) is the source of this 6987-nucleotide messenger RNA. RefSeq names its product kelch-like protein 28. Gene Ontology annotation, molecular function: protein binding. The transcript is spliced from 7 exons. The coding region runs from base 219 to 1934 and encodes 571 amino acids. The record is from RefSeq and is a predicted model, not a curated record. Lineage: Eukaryota; Metazoa; Chordata; Actinopteri; Anguilliformes; Congridae.